AUGGACUUCAUCAAGAAGCUGCCAAGGACGGAGAAAGGGUUCGACGCUAUAUGGGUCAUUGUGGAUCGAUUGACCAAGAGUGCUCAUUUCUUGGCGAUACGGGAGAGUUCUUCGGCCGAGAGGUUGGCCGACAUAUAUGUGCGCGAGAUUGUUGCUCGCCACGGGAUUCCGGUCUCCAUUGUCUCAGAUCGAGAUGAGGCAGUGGUGUCAUUGGAAGAUAUUCAGGUAGAUGAGCGCCUGAAUUACGUGGAGAGGCCGGCGGCCAUACUUGAGAGGAAGAUGAAAGUUUUGCGGAAUAAGGAAAUACCUUUUUGUGAAGAUAGGAGUAAGGUUCUUUUUUUGUUAUAUGAUUUCAUCAGGGGUCAAUCCCCAAUUAGAGUUAUUGUUUCAGAUGAUUUUGAUGAGGAGCCUAUCGAUAAUAGCUUUGAGUUUCAUCCUAGAGAUGAGGAAGGGGAUGAAUAUGAUGAAGGGGAAGAAGUUGUAGUUGUGUUGCUUGAUAAUCAAGCUCCACACACCAAAUAUGUUCAAGGUUCUAAAGUUUGUCAUAUAAUUGUAUUCCCUGAUCGCAUCCCUGGAAGAGAAAUAAUCAAAUUUGUGAUCUCCUUCUUCCUCUCAUUCCUUGCAAUCUUAGCAGCCCUGCAACUGUCCGCAGCCGUCGAGUACACCAUCACCAACAAAGCAGCAGCCACCCCCGACGGUGUUAAGUUCAAUAACGAAUUUGGGGUAGAAUACACCACUAAAACUCUUAGCUCCGCCACAAGCUUCACAUGGAGCAUAUUCCAACAAAACACAGAUGCUGACAGAAAGAAUGUUGCUCUUGUAAGCAUGUUCAUCGACGACAUGGAAGGUAUUGCCUACACUUAUGGCAAUGAGAUCCAUGUCAGCGCAAAUUUAGUCGAGGGGAUUUCCGGUGAUGACAAGACUGGGUUUGAUGGAGUUCUUUAUCACGAGAUGGCACACGUAUAGUAAUGGUUUGGAAAUGGUCAAGCUAAGGUAGAAUUGAUAGAGGGAAUUGCGGACUACGUGAGGUUGAAGGCUGGGUAUAUACCAAGCCAUUGGGUUCAGCCAGGACAAGGCGACCGAUGGGACCACGGCUACGAUGUGACAGCUCGAUUCCUAGAGUAUUGUAAUGGUCUUAGAGAUGGGUUUGUGGCUAAACUUAAUAAGAAGAUGAGGGAUGGCUAUAACGAUGGUUAUUUCGUGGACUUGCUAGGGAAGACGGUUGAUCAACUGUGGGCUGAAUACAAAGCUUAAGGGUGCAAGUGUGCAACUACAAGCAUUUGGAGCAUCAUUAUAUAUAAACUAAUUAUCAAACUUCUAUCCUAUAUAUGCGUUGUAUUCUAACAACGAUAAUAUAUGGUAAAACUAUUCGAUGCAUACAAAAUUUAAAUAAAAAUAUAGGAUAUUAUUCCUUACAUA
Molecule: messenger RNA, 1419 nt
Organism: Lactuca sativa (garden lettuce)
Lineage: Eukaryota; Viridiplantae; Streptophyta; Magnoliopsida; Asterales; Asteraceae
Molecular function (GO): nucleic acid binding
Source: RefSeq, a predicted model, not a curated record